AUGGAGCAGGGGGCCGAGGGCCUGAACCAGUGGCGUGUGGCUUCCCACCAGUUCACAGAGGAUGCUGAGAAGUCAAUGUCCAUCUUGAACAUGUCUUCAUCUCCCGGAAGCAGUGGAAUGCACACCUCUUGGAACCAUAGUCCAUUAGGCAUUCAACACAUCCCUCAGUGCACAGAGCUGCAGAGGAUCCCCUUGGCUUCUGCUGAGGCACCCAGGCAGAAUGCCAGUGAAAUGGGGCCACAGUUCAGUAUGGCACUGCCUGACCACCAUGUGAGCUACUGCCCCCAACUGACUUUCACCCCUUCCCAGAUGACUUUCACUCAAGGAAUGUCUCCUUCACAGCCAGGAAUGAUGAUUUUCGAGGAACCCCAGAUGAUGCCCCUAGGAGAGCCCAAUAUUCCAGGGAUGGCCAUGACCUUUGGGAAUCUAAGGAUGCCCCUUAAUGGGCCACCAGCCUCACCUCCCAGUGGAAUCCCAAUGAUGUCCCACAUCAGAAUGCGAACAAUGUCUUAUCCUGGCCUCCCAACAGUAGCUUCUAACAGAGACCCUUUACCACCUAAAGCAUUAUUAAAUCCAACCGUGCCUUCCACUGAGGCCCAAGCACUGCUCCCUCCUGUGGCUCAGAUGUUGCCUCCUAGAGCGCCCCACAACUUUGGGAUGUCCCCAGGUGGAUCUCCAGUAUUGCUGGCUUUUAAAUCCCAGGGCUCUUUUGUGAACCAGCCAGUCUCCCAAGAAGACCCCUUCCUACCUAGGCAGCCCAUACCUGCUCCACAAAGAGCAGAGCAGCAGUACUCCAGGACCCAGGAAAAGGCACCUAGGCAGAGAUCCCCAGUUUCAAGGCCUUACCGCUGCGACUAUGAGAACUGUGAAAAAGCUUACACUAAGCGCUCCCACCUCGUGAGUCACCAGCGCAAACACACAGGUGAACGGCCCUAUAAAUGCACCUGGGAAGCCUGUACUUGGUCCUUCUUCCGUUCUGACGAACUUGGAAGACAUACUCGGAUACACACCAAACAUCGACCACAUAAAUGUGACCAGUGCGGCCGACAGUUCAUGAGAUCUGACCAUCUCAGGCAACACCAAAGGACUCAUAUGAGGACUCCAAGGUCUCCAGACCCACCGGCAGACAGUGGAUGUGUGGCUGGUCUUCCUCCUACUCCUGGUCUUUAG
Molecule: messenger RNA, 1170 nt
Organism: Budorcas taxicolor (takin)
Lineage: Eukaryota; Metazoa; Chordata; Mammalia; Artiodactyla; Bovidae
Product: Krueppel-like factor 17
Exons: 1
Coding region: 1-1170 (389 amino acids)
Biological process (GO): regulation of transcription by RNA polymerase II
Molecular function (GO): DNA-binding transcription factor activity, RNA polymerase II-specific; RNA polymerase II cis-regulatory region sequence-specific DNA binding
Source: RefSeq, a predicted model, not a curated record